Messenger RNA from Acanthamoeba castellanii str. Neff, 421 nucleotides. RefSeq lists its product as uncharacterized. The annotation marks the transcript as partial. The record is from RefSeq and is a predicted model, not a curated record. The transcript has a single exon. NCBI's taxonomy places the organism in Eukaryota, Discosea, Longamoebia, Acanthamoebidae.
AUGCUGGCCAACCCAACACCAUCAAGCAUCAUUGUGGCGAUCUCAGCCAUUGCUGCCCUCCAGCAGCAACUUGGGUGGCAAUCAAUCCUCAGCGACCCUGCCUUCCCUCACACCCAGGUGGUGGUGAAGCGAAUGCAAAAGAAGGUCAGGAAGCACAAGAUUGACAAGGAGGAGACAAAGCCACCUGAGCUGAUGGAUUCUGAGAUUGACACCACCUUCCACAAUCUUCUGAGCACACCUGCCAGCAUCCAGUCAAAACUCUACCUCAUCCUCCUGUGGUUCCUCAACCACCACUCCAGCAAGACCAUCAAGAAGACUGUUGGUGAGGUGGUCAUCAACAAGGAGCAGCAGUGGGUCGAAAUCCAUCAGGGAACAUACAAGAAAAAUGUGAGCACAAAGUCCAAGGCGGAUCCACUUGCCU